CAUACUUUAAUGCUAUAGUACAGUUUAUAGCAAGAAUUGUGUAAUUUAUGAUAUACGGAGAUCUCUGAACACUGACAACAGCAUGACUUAAAGUUCCUGUUGCAUCAGAUUUAUGUAUUCCAGUUUUUUUUGACAUAAUUUGAGAAAUAAAAUAGAUAAGUUUAGAUGGGAGUGUUAAUUUCAUGUAUGAUAGUCAUAUAACAACCUAUAGUUAUUUUAGGAAGUAUGAUCAAUAAUCUCAAAUUGGUGUUGGCUUGACCUUCAUAAUAAUCAAAUUCCUCUUGGUGAUUCUCCCAAACUUGUCCCAAAGGAAAAAGAGUUUUCUAUUAUAUUCCUUAUUUUGUACUGAAUGUGUAUGAUGUGAUAUCAAGAUUUCUGUGUUUGUUUAUAUAUGUGCUGCCCUGUGUGUGGUUUUCAGGAAGCACAGUGGUUUACACACUGGUGAAUGUUUUAGGACUUAUAUUAUUAGUAAAGUUUUCUGGCCAAUUAGGACGAAGAAGAAGCAUAUGCUUCUUAAAAUUUAGAAUAAGAAAAACUACCUUUGAAAUUACAAAUGGGACUUUGAAUAAAAUAUUGCAAUGGAGCAUGCUUCUGUUUCAGUCAAUAGGUUGUGUCUUCUUUCGAACCCAAUCCCUUCCCUUACAUUCUGACCACUGUCCAUGCUCAUGUACAGCCCUUGUUUUUCUCUUCGGGCUUUUGGGUGAUGUGUCCCUCCCUCCACAUUUUUUUCUGUAAAUUUUUAAAAAUAUUUUUUUAUGUUUUAGGGUUCUUCCACAAAUCUUUUGUCAUAUUUUUCUUUUUUAUUAAUUAGCUGUUGUAACUCUUUACUUGAGUUUGCUAAUAGAACUGAUGGUAGGACACACAAACAAGAAAGUGGUGAUCGUCCAGUUUACCAUUCUUUAGAUACUUAAAAAAGUAUUUCUUUUCAGCUCAAUUAUGCAACUACGUUUUCUAUAAAGUUAAAAAUCUAAUACAAAAAUAAUGUAUGCAUGUUUUGACUAUACGUAUGUGAACAUAUAUUAUUAUAAUAUUUAUUUAUACCUCGUAUUUUCUCACCCGAAGGAGACUCAAAGUGGCUUAGCAUAAAAACAUUAGUAUAUACAAACAUGCAAACAUUAAAACAGAAUUAAAUAUAACCAAUAUUUUUAAAAUUACAGUUAAAAACCAUUAAAACAUAUUCAAAGUAAAAAAAACUACAGCACCUGGUUUUGUUAUGUUGCAAACUUAAUUGCAGUAUGUAUGUUUCCUGUCAUUGUAUAUAACCCAUAGCAGAAAGCUAUGUAUGCAUGUUUUUGGAGAAUAAGGUUGUUCAUAACAGUUGGAAUGUUCCAUGCUUUUAAUAUCUUUCGUUGAGUUACAAAAAUAUAAAAAAUCAGAAAUUCUGAAGUGAAGGCAGUACAGUCUAGAAAUAAUCAGUGUGUCUCAUGUUAGUGCAGUCUUUUUCAAAUAUGAAUGUUAGUGUAAGUAGGCCUUGUGGUAUUUUCUCUUCUUAACAGGGGUAGAAAAUGCUGGUGCAAAGUAGUUAAUAUAAAAACAAAGGCAUUUCUCACAAAUCAGGAGUUACAUUGAUAAUAUCUGCAAAGAUCCAAAUAUCUUCCCAUAUUUGGCAACUUAUACUUGAACUAAAUAAAUAAAGUUUGUAUGUUAAUGACAUGAAUGUCAGCUGUAUAAUUAUUAGUCCAUUUAGGUGAAAAUGUUAAAAUGUGUGAGUAGCUUUUUCUCAAGUUUCAAAAUGUAGAGAAGCUGUGGAAAAGUGUAGUUUGGUGUAGAAUUUAUAAAUGGAAUUGACUAGAUCACAUACAAAAGAAAGGUGAGGGUCUAAUUUUAAAAGCAAUGAAGAAGGGGAGAUGGAUGAAAAGUAUAUAGUCCUCCCUCAUCUAUAUUUUACCUCCCUGCUGCAGGGCAUCUCCUCUGAGCUGAGAUCACUUGUAAUACUGAAGUUUCAUUGAGGAGAAACUCUGUAGUGAGGCAAGCGGGAAAUCUUGCUUGGGCACAAGAUUCUGCCCCACUGAUACAGUAGUUGAAAAAUUACAAUUCAAAUAGUUGGAAGUGAUAGAUGGAGCAGGCCUUCUCAAUAAUGGAAGAGGGAAAGAGCUCAAAAAGUGGAAAUCAUGAUACAAGAAAAUCUGUCCAUACUGCCUGUGAAAAAAGCAAAGCUGUCAGAGUUGCAACCAAUCCAGUUUAUAAAACUAAUAAAAAUGACAGAUCUGGGAAAAGUUCUUCAAGUGGGAGCAGUUUAAAAAAGAAUAAACAAAAUGCUGUUUCUCCUGAAAAGUCAGGAGAAAAUAAAUCAUGUAAGACAGACAGUUGUACUCCUGGAUGUACAAAAAUGGGAUCAAGUGUUCAGGAUCAAAGUCGCAGCAAAGCAGAAAGGUUACUAAAUGUAUCGGAAACCACAGUAAAUCUACAUCAGUUAAAAAAUCAGCAUACAGAUCAGAAUCCUCCAAGCUCCUAUGUUUCAGAGAAUGGAGCCAUCACAGAAACCUUACCAAUUGCCCAAAGAGAAAGUUCAGAACUGAAAAAUCUGCCAGGAGAAGAUAUAUCCAAAAUUAACAGAUCUGGUGAUUCAGGCAAAAGCAGUGCAGAAUUGAGAGCAGUGGAACAGAAACCAGAAGAUGCAUGUAACACAAAGCCGCCUGAUUCCUCUAAAGAAACUAAUUCAGAGGCUAAAUGCUUAGAAAAUGUUGCAGUAACUGGUGAAUCAACACUAAUAACAGAACAGGAACUUGGCUUGAAACAAGCAGAAGAACGACUGGAAAGAGAUUAUAUUAUCCGUUUGGAAAAACGCUCUCCAGAGUAUGCUAAUUGCCAGUACCUAUGCAAGCUAUGCUUAGUUCACAUUGAAAAUAUCCAGGGAGCUCAUAAACAUAUUAAAGAAAAACGUCACAAAAAGAAUAUCAUGGAAAAGCAAGAAGAAAAUGAAUUACGUGCCCUCCCUCCCCCUUCCCCUGCACAAGUGGCAGCCUUAAGUUUUAUGCUGAUGGAAGCAGCAAAGGAGCAAGGAAUAUCAGAUGAUGAUUUCAAAAUCCGUCAAGAUAUUGUACGUGAUAUGGAGAAGAUAAUCCAGCAGCACUUGCCAGAAUGUACAUUGCGGAUGUAUGGAUCCUGCCUAACUAGAUUUGCUUUUAAAACCAGUGAUGUUAAUAUUGAUAUAAAAUUUCCCUCUACGAUGAGUCAUCCAGAUGUUCUGAUACAAGCACUUGAAAUUUUAAAAAACAUUGCUUGUUACUCAGAUGUGGAAUCAGAUUUCCAUGCCAAAGUUCCUGUUAUUUUUUGUAAAGAUAAUAAAAGUGGUUUAACUUGCAAAGUUAGUGCUGGAAAUGAUGUGGCCUGCCUUACGACUGACCUACUAGCUGCACUCGGCAAACUAGAACCAGUUCUUGUUCCUUUGGUGUUGGCUUUUCGCUACUGGGCUAGAUUGUGCCAUAUCGACUGUCAAGCAGAAGGUGGCAUCCCUUCAUAUUCUUUUGCCUUAAUGGUGAUAUUUUUCCUUCAACAAAGAGAACCACGAAUACUACCAUCAUAUUUAGGCAGUUGGAUUGAAGGCUUUGAUUCUAAAAAGGCUGAUGACUACCAAUUGAAAAGAAUAAAAGAUGAAAAGUUUGUAGUGUGGGAGUACAAACCCUCAAACAGUGGAGGGAAAAACGUGAGUGCUGCUGAAGGAAAAGCUAAAGGUGAACAGCACAGUGGUGACAAGAAUGCAUCAUCUGUAGAAACAGACUCCCAGCAUAAUGCAAAGGAGAAAAAUGGCAGUUCUCCCUUAGCAUUGGAAGAACCACACCAGAUAUCAUUGGGACAUCUGUGGCUAGAAUUGCUGAAGUUUUAUACACUGGAAUUUGCUUUGGAAGAAUACGUUAUCAGCAUACGGGUACAAGAACUUUUAACCAGAGAGAACAAAACCUGGCCUAAAAGGCGAAUAGCCAUUGAAGAUCCUUUUGCACUAAAAAGAAAUGUUGCACGGAGCCUGAACAGCCAAAUGGUGUUUGAGUACAUACUUGAGAGGUUCAGGACAGCGUAUAAAUAUUUUGCCUGUCCACAAAAUAAAGAUGGAAGUAAACUCAAAUCAGACACCAGGAAAAAGGAAAAGGGGAAAUUUGGUAGCAAAAAACCUGAAGAACCUGCAGCCAAUUGUUCCCUUCCACAGCAAGCCAACCCUGCAGAGAAGCAGAGUGCAGGCUGUGCAGACAAUAUACUAGAGUGUGAGUUAAAUGAGUGUAGUGAAAUGGAACCAACAUCCAGGAAACGUACGUCUGAAAACUCAAAAAGUUUGCUGGCAAAAACACCAGAAAUUCUAAAUACAAACUGUGACAGCAGAGAGGAAACUGUAUCCCUUAUUGCUAAUGAAUGCUGUGAAUUGGAACACAAAUCACUUGAGGCAAAGAAUGAUCAAGAAACUACAACUGAAGAAAAUCGUGUUUUUAGUGAACAUAGGUCCUUUGAUGCUGAUUUUGUUAGUGAACUAACUGACACUGAAAACAGACAGAAUUCAAUAAUUGAAUAUCCACAAAUAAAUAUGUGCUCAGGCACUAGCACAUCAGCUACCUCACACAACUGCCAAGCAGUAGGAGAAAUUCAAGACACUAAUGAUGAAAUCGCCACGGAAGAUAUGCAUUAUGUGUUUGAUAAAUUUAUUUUGACUUCUGGAAAGCCUCCAACAAUAGUAUGCAGUAUCUGCAAAAGAGAUGGCCAUUCCAAAAAUGAUUGCCCGGAAGAUUUUAAGAAAAUUGAUCUAAAACCACUACCGCCAAUGACAAGUAGAUUUAGAGAAAUACUUGAUCUAGUAUGUAAAAGGUGCUUUGAUGAAUUGUCGCCUCCUUUCUCAGAGCAACAAAAUCGAGAGCAAAUUUUGGCAAGUUUGGAAAGAUUUAUUCGGAAAGAAUAUAAUGACAAGGCCAGGCUGUGCCUGUUUGGCUCUUCAAAGAAUGGGUUUGGGUUCCGUGACAGUGAUCUGGAUAUUUGCAUGACACUGGAGGGCCAUGAAAAUGCAGAGAAAUUAAAUUGUAAGGAAAUCAUUGAAAAUUUGGCAAAGGUUCUUAAAAAGCAUCCAGGUUUAAGAAACAUCCUGCCUAUAACUACAGCCAAAGUGCCUAUAGUAAAAUUUGAGCACAGACGAAGUGGCUUAGAAGGAGAUAUCAGUUUAUACAAUACACUGGCGCAGCACAAUACAAGGAUGCUUGCAACAUAUGCAGCCAUUGAUCCAAGAGUGCAAUACUUAGGAUAUACAAUGAAAGUUUUUGCAAAGCGCUGUGAUAUUGGAGAUGCAUCCAGAGGGAGUCUCUCUUCAUAUGCCUAUAUUCUGAUGGUGUUAUACUUCCUACAACAAAGAGAACCACCGGUAAUACCCGUCCUUCAGGAGAUAUUUGAUGGACAACAGAUCCCUCAGAGAAUGGUUGAUGGGUGGAAUGCUUUCUUCUUUGAUGAUACUGAAGAACUGAAAAAACGACUACCUUCUCUUGGGAAAAACACAGAAUCACUGGGAGAACUCUGGUUAGGGUUACUGCGAUUUUAUACUGAAGAAUUUGACUUCAAGGAAUAUGUCAUCAGUAUUCGGCAGAAGAAGCUGUUGACUACAUUUGAAAAACAGUGGACAUCCAAAUGCAUUGCUAUCGAAGAUCCUUUUGACUUGAAUCAUAACUUGGGUGCAGGAGUUUCUAGAAAAAUGACCAAUUUCAUAAUGAAGGCAUUAAUCAAUGGGAGAAAACUAUUUGGUACUCCUUUCUAUCCAGUCUUGGGAAGAGAAGCUGAGUAUUUUUUUAACUCAAAAGUAUUGACUGAUGGAGAACUGGCACCCAAUGACAGAUGUUGCCGUGUCUGUGGCAAAAUUGGUCACUACAUGAAGGACUGCCCCAAAAGGAGGAGAUUGAAGAAAAAGGAGAAUGAGAGAGAAGAUGAAAAGGAAGUAAAGGAGGAAGACAGGGAUACUAGAGAAAAGAGAUGUUUUAUCUGUGGUGACGUGGGACAUGUUCGAAGGGACUGUCCUGAAUUCAAACAAACAAGACAAAGAAGUAAUGGCAUUCAAGCUGCUCAGUUAGUACGAAGCCUUGUCAACGCACAGCCAGUAACUGGAUCAAUUCCGCAGCAAGUGGAAAGGCCUUUGCGCACUAGGCAGCCAUCAGAAUGUUCAGAUUCGCAUCCGUCAUCUUACUCUCCUCAGCCUCAACAAUUUACCCAGAAUUCCUCUCCACCAGCCUCCAUUAACCAGACUCAGCCACAGCCAAUAGCCCCGUCUAAUCAUGUCCUGCAGCCCCAGCCGGGGACCCAGGUCCAGCUGCCUUUGUUUAACUUUGCCCAAUCUCCCCCAGGUCAGUAUCCCAACUUGCCUAACCUGGGACUGUUUCAGAUGCAUCACCACCAAAUCCAACUCCCUAACACCUCGUGGCCUGUCAUUCACUCUGCACCGGGUAAUCCUUCUCAUGCUACAAACGUUCCUUUCCCUGUGAGGGCUGGCAGCAGCAACUCACCCAAUAAUCAGAGCAGCCUAAGCUUGAAUGAUCCCAGUAUCAUCUUUGCACAGCCUGCUGCCAGGCCGGUAGGAAUCCCCAGCAAUUCUCCUGAGGGACACUGGCACAACUCUGUGACUCUAAGCUCACUGGUGAACAAUGGCACGGUGGGGAAUGCAGAUCAGGCCUUCCAAGGACAGUUUGGUAAAACGAAUCCCUCUCCGGCUGCUGCUGCUGCUCCUUGGGACCAUGGAUCCCCUGCCCAUUUUCCUCUGCUUCGAGGGACAUGGCCUUACAGUAUGUCUCCAAAUUACGUGCAGCAGGGAAAUGCCAGCUACCCACUGAACAAACCUUUCUACCCCCAAGCUGGGUUACUGAUGCAGAACAACCAGCGGUUUUCGCUUCUGUCUCAAGGCCACCCACACUUGAACGUGAAUUUUAUUCAGCAGAAAAAAUGAAGUUUGAAUAAAGGGAUGGGAAGAAAUCAGGUUAAGGAUAAAAUCUUAUUGCAACAUGUUUAGAUAAGAGAUUAUUUAAAAUUGUUUUUAACUGUAUCAUUUGUACAUAGAUAUAAAAUAUAGUUUUUACCAAUGUCACAAGAAUAAGUGAUAAAUGUCAUCUAUUUUAUUACCCUAUUUUUAAGGGGAACUGUAUUUUAUUUUAUCUUGAUAAAACUGUAAAGAGAGUUUUUAAAAUUAAGUUGUUUAUUUUCUAUUAGCUUUAUUCAUACUUUGGUUCAGACUUUAUAUCUAUUCUAAAAAGAAAUUAGAAAGGGAUUUUAUGUGUUAAAGAUUGUCAUUUCUUUACAAAGCAAUGUAGUGCCAAAAACUUUUUAAAAGGAAAAAAAUAAAUUGCAAAAUUAGAAAUCAAAAUAAAGAUACAUUUUUCUGUA
Molecule: messenger RNA, 7332 nt
Organism: Anolis carolinensis (green anole)
Lineage: Eukaryota; Metazoa; Chordata; Lepidosauria; Squamata; Anolidae
Gene: tut4
Product: terminal uridylyl transferase 4
Exons: 30
Coding region: 2057-6898 (1613 amino acids)
Molecular function (GO): zinc ion binding; RNA uridylyltransferase activity; nucleic acid binding
Source: RefSeq, a predicted model, not a curated record